UACUCCGUAUCGCUUUGCCCAUCCCCAUCGACAAUCGUACGGUAGGUGGCUAGGAAGUGUGUGAUACAGCCACACCCGUGCCAUUAUAGAUUAUAGAAUUGUCGAGUUCUGCGGACGUCUAUCCGCUGUCCAUCGCGCCAAGUUUCGCGUAUCAUAGCGAGCGUCGUUAACAAUAUUUGCAACGACCGAGGGGCUGCCAAGUCGUCUUUCCAUUGGAGAACGCAGACCUCUGAAUCGCAGCCAUGGGAUCGCUGUUCCGCAGCGAGGAGAUGGCCCUGUGCCAGUUGUUUUUGCAGAGCGAAGCCGCGUAUGCCUGCGUAUCCGAACUCGGUGAAUUGGGACUGGUUCAGUUUAGGGACUUGAAUCCUGAUGUCAACGCUUUUCAACGGAAGUUUGUUAGUGAGGUACGCCGUUGCGACGAAAUGGAACGGAAACUACGCUACUUGGAAAAGGAGAUUAAAAAGGACGAAAUACCCAUGUUGGAUACUGGUGAAAAUCCUGAGGCUCCUCAGCCUCGUGAAAUGAUUGACCUUGAAGCUACAUUUGAAAAAUUAGAAAAUGAAUUGAGAGAAGUAAAYCAUAACGCUGAAGCCUUGAAACGCAAUUUUCUUGAGUUAACAGAGCUCAAACAUAUCUUACGAAAAACUCAAGUAUUCUUUGAUGAGACUGAACAGCAAAUGGGUACCGCGGUUGCUUCGCAGAUGGCUGACCCAAAUCGGGAGGACGAGCAAGUGACACUGCUAGGCGAAGAAGGACUUCGUGCCGGUGGUCAAGCCCUCAAACUAGGGUAUUCUGCUCGAUUGUUAAUCUGGGGUUCAAAAUUAUUGAAAAAAUCAGAGUCAAAAUUUGAACCAGAAAAGGUUGGGAACUACUAUUUUAGGUUUGUUGCUGGAGUCAUACUACGUGAAAGAAUUCCUGCAUUUGAGCGGAUGUUAUGGCGUGCAUGUCGUGGAAAUGUAUUUUUGAGACAAGCAGAAAUCGAAACUCCAUUGGAAGAUCCAUCAACCGGAGAUCAAGUUCACAAAUCAGUUUUCAUCAUAUUCUUCCAAGGAGAUCAAUUGAAGUCUCGAGUGCGUAAAAUAUGUGAAGGAUUCCGUGCUACAUUAUACCCAUGCCCUGAAGCUCCAUCUCAACGUCGUGAAAUGGCUAUGGGUGUUAUGACAAGAAUUGAAGAUUUAAAUACCGUAUUGGGUCAAACACAAGAUCAUCGUCACCGUGUGCUUGUUGCUGCAGCAAAAAAUAUAAAAAAUUGGUUUAUUAAAGUUGUUAAGAUCAAAGCAAUUUAUCAUACACUAAAUUUAUUUAAUUUAGACGUCACACAGAAAUGUUUAAUUGCUGAAUGCUGGGUUCCUUUACUUGAUAUUGAAACUAUACAAUUGGCUUUACGUAGAGGAACUGAACGUAGUGGAAGUUCUGUACCACCUAUAUUAAAUAGAAUGGAUACAUUUGAAGAUCCACCAACUUAUAACAGAACAAAUAAAUUUACAAGUGCUUUCCAAAACUUAGUGGAUGCUUAUGGAAUUGCCAGUUACAGAGAGAUAAAUCCUACUCCAUAUACCAUAAUCAGUUUUCCAUUUUUGUUCGCUGUGAUGUUUGGAGAUCUUGGUCACGGAUUAUUGAUGUUUUUGUUUGCUGGUUUCUUAGUACUACGAGAAAAACCAUUAGCUGCAAAAAAGACUGACAAUGAAGUAUGGAAUAUAUUCUUUGCUGGACGAUACAUAAUAUUACUCAUGGGUCUUUUUUCUAUGUAUACUGGUUUUAUUUACAACGAUAUAUUUUCCAAAUCUCUCAAUUUGUUUGGAUCUCAUUGGCAUACUAAUUACAAUGAAUCCACUGUAAUGAGUAAUAAAGAUUUACAGAUAAAUCCUUCCUUAUCGUCAGAUUAUGAUCAAGCUCCAUAUCCAGUAGGACUCGACCCCGUAUGGCAGUUGGCAUUAAACAAAAUCGUGUUUUUAAAUGCAUAUAAAAUGAAAAUUUCCAUUAUUAUUGGUGUAUUACAUAUGUUGAGUKGUGUUAGCCUCAGUUUGUACAAUUAUAGGUAUUUUAAAGAUCGGCUUUCUAUUUAUUGUGAUUUUAUUCCUCAAGUCAUAUUCUUGACAUUCCUAUUCUUUUAUAUGGUUUUAUUGAUGUUUAUUAAAUGGGUAUCAUAUGGACCACAAAAUGAGUUUCCCGAUAGUCCUGCUUGUGCACCAUCCAUUUUAAUUACGUUUAUUAAUAUGGUGUUAUUCAAAGAUGCUGUUGCAUUAGAAAAUUGUAAUACAGUUUACAUGUUUUCUGGACAGGGUGCCCUACAAAAGUUUUUAGUCAUAGUUGCACUUUUGUGUGUACCAAUUAUGUUACUUGCCAAACCAAUCUACAUUAUGCGUCAACAGAAAGAAAAACAUGUACAAUUGGUUAAUGGCCAUGCAACAACUGAAAAUGGUGAUGCAGAAGGUGCUGGCCGAGUAGUUCAACAACCACCACCACCAGCUGGUGGACAUGAUGAAAAUGAGAUUGGUGAACUUUUUAUUCAUCAAGGCAUUCAUACUAUUGAAUAUGUUCUUGGAUCUGUGAGUCAUACUGCAUCAUACCUUCGCUUAUGGGCUCUUUCUUUAGCUCAUGCACAAUUAUCUGAAGUGUUAUGGAGUAUGGUAAUGACUAAAGGUCUGAUAUUGAAUUCAUGGAUAGGUGGAGUUUGGUUGUGGUUUGUCUUUGGUUUUUGGGCAAUCCUAACAGUGGGCAUUCUCGUUCUUAUGGAAGGGCUUUCUGCAUUUUUGCAUACUCUUCGUUUGCACUGGGUUGAGUUCCAGAGCAAAUUUUACAAAGGACUUGGUUAUGCAUUUGCACCAUUUUCUUUUGAAGUUAUUUUAAAUACUGCUUCAACUGCAGUUGAAGAAUAAAUAAACACAUUCAAAUGAAGAAUGUAGUAAUAUUA
Molecule: messenger RNA, 2914 nt
Organism: Diuraphis noxia (Russian wheat aphid)
Lineage: Eukaryota; Metazoa; Arthropoda; Insecta; Hemiptera; Aphididae
Gene: Vha100-1
Product: V-type ATPase subunit a family protein Vha100-1
Biological process (GO): vacuolar acidification; proton transmembrane transport
Cellular component (GO): plasma membrane; vacuolar proton-transporting V-type ATPase, V0 domain; vacuolar proton-transporting V-type ATPase complex
Molecular function (GO): proton-transporting ATPase activity, rotational mechanism; ATPase binding
Source: RefSeq, a predicted model, not a curated record